Spinacia oleracea (spinach) is the source of this 4772-nucleotide messenger RNA. RefSeq lists its product as uncharacterized. The transcript is spliced from 5 exons. NCBI's taxonomy places the organism in Eukaryota, Viridiplantae, Streptophyta, Magnoliopsida, Caryophyllales, Amaranthaceae. The record is from RefSeq and is a predicted model, not a curated record. Bases 234 to 4010 code for a protein of 1258 amino acids.
CGGGAAACACAAAUCGAGGCGGCGACUCCUCGUUGUCUUUUACGGAGUAUCACCAAAUGCAAAUACUGUGUUAUUCCACUCCUCCCGUGCUCUGCCUUAACCUUCCCAUUUUGCCAAAAUUUCUUCAGCUUCUAGCUUCUUCCUCAACUUCCUUGCCAUUUCUGGCUAAAUUUUCUCUCUCUUAGGGUUUAAUUUUCUGCAGAACUUCAUCACAGCUUUCAUCAACAACGACAAUGGAGGAGCAAGCAUCCACUGCUACUACCGCCAUUAACGCCGCCGAAGCCAGGUUAGUGAUGAAAAAACUCGCCGAUUUUUUUGAUAAUUCGUACUCCAGCGCCAUUCCUUCUCUCUCCAAACGCUGGAGUACAUUGCAGAGUUCCUUCUCCAUGGUAGAAGCUUCCAUUGCGAGCCGGGAGAAGGAACUCGUGUCAAAGGAGAGAGAAAUUACAGAUGUUGUUGAUAGAGUUAAGAGGUUGCAGGAGACAGUGGAUUUGCGGGAGAAAGAGGUGGAGAAGAGAGAGAAUAGUAUAAAACAGAGUUACGAGGUGAUUGAGUUGAAGAAGAGGCAGGUUUUAGAGAAUAGGAAAGCGUUGGAGGGAUUAAGGGAGAAGUUUGGCAAAGUCACGGCGAAGGAGAAGGAGAUUGAGGAGCGGUACAGAGUGUUGGAGAUGAAAGAGGAGCAAUUUGCGGCUCGUUGCAAUGUGGAUGAAGUGUUUCAGUUGAAGGAGAAGGCGAAUUUGAAGGAGAGGCGAAUUCAAGAGCGGAUUAAGGAGUUGGAAGUGAAGGAGAGAAAGGUGGAUGAGGGGUUUGUGGCUUGUCGGAAGCAAUUGGAGUUGAAGAAGGAUGAAUUGAUUGAGAAGCGGCGAGAGCUGGUGUUACUAGAAAAGAAGUUGAAUAAGCAAUGUGGUGAAUUGCAGUUGAAAGCUGGGGAAUUGUUGGAGGAGCGUAAGGUGUUGGAGUUGAAGGGGAAGGAAUUGGCGGAGAGGUGUAAAAAGGUGGACUUAAUGAAGCAAGAUGUUGAGGAAAUGAAUGACAGGUAUGGAGCUGUUGAAUUGAAAGAAAAUGAAUUGAGUGAAGGUCUCCGGUUGUUGGAAUCAAAAGAGAAAGAGUUGAAUGUGCGUCGAGAAAAGCUGGAGUCGACAGAGAAAGAUGUUGAUGAAUGUUUCAUGGCAGUGACCUUGAAAGAAAAGGAAUUGAAUGAAAGUGUCCGAGCAUUGGAGUUGAAAGAAAAAGAAACAAAUGAGAUGCAUAAAGAGCUUGAUUUUAGAAAGAAGGCAGUAGAACUAAAAGAAAAGGAAAUGAAUGACAGGUUUGCAGAAUUGGAGCUGCAAGAAAAACUAAUCACUGAGAGUCGACAAGGGUUACAGUUGAUAGAGAAGGAAGUCGAUGAACGUUUCCGAGCAGUAGAAUUGAAAGAAAAGGAAAUUAGUGAAGGUCUUCAAGUGCUGGAAUUGAAAGGGAAGCAAAUGGAUAAGAGCCGUAAAGGCUUGGAGUUGGUAGAGCAGGAACUGGAUGAGCGGUUUCGAGCUUUAGAAUUGAAAGAAAAGGAAAUAGGUGAAGGUAUCCAAGCUCUGGAGCUGAGUAAGAGGCAACUGAAUGCGCAAUGUAAAAGCCUGGAAGUAAAAGAGAAAGAGAUCAAUAAGUAUUUCACGGUAGUGAAACUGGGAGAGAAUCAAAUGAAGGACAGUGUUGAAGCUCUAGACCUGAAAGUGCAGCAGUUAGAGGACUGUUGCAAGGGAAUUGAGCUGAAACAUCGCCGAGCAGCGGAAUUGAGAGAAACACAACUGAAUGAAGGUCUUGAUGCUCUAGAAAUAAAAGCGAAGGAAUUAGAAGAGUGUUGUAAAUUGAUGAAGCUGAAGGAGAAGGAAUUGAAAGAGUAUUCUCAAAAGGUGGAUACUAAAGAGAAGGAGAUGAAUAGGCGUCACAAAGCAUUGGAUUUGAGAGCACAAGAAAUUGAUGUGUGUCGCAAAACUCAGGAAUCCAAAGAAAAGCAGAUUAAUGAGCAGUGCCAGGCUUUGGGGUUGAAAGAGAAGCACAUUGAUAAGCGUCAUCGAAAUUUGGAGUUGAAGGAGAAGCAAAUUGAUGAGCGUACCCAAAGUUUGGAGUUAAAAGAGAAGCACAUUGUGGAGAUUUACCAAAGUUUGGAGUUGAAGAAAAAACAGAUCAGUGAACAUUGUAGGGAGAUUGAGCUGAAAGAGAAGCAACUGAAUGAGGGACUCCAAGCUCUUGAACCGAAAGAGAAGCACAUGGAUAAACGUUGCCAGAAUUUGGAGUUAAAGGAAAUACAGGCCAGUGAGCAAUGUAAGGAGGUUGAGCUAAAAGACAAGCAAUUGAAUGAAGCCCUUCAAGCUCUUGAAUCGAUAGAGAAACAAAUAGCUGAGAAAUACAGAGACAUAGAGCUGAAAAAGAUGGAAAUCAGCAAUCGUUGUGAAGAGAUGGAGAUGAAAGAGAAGCAGAUAAGAAGGCGCCACAUAGUAUUGGAUUUGAGAGAACAGCAAAUCAAUGAAUCUUGCCAACAAUGCCGAAUGCAGAAAUCUGAAGACAAACAAACCAGUAAGAGUUCUACAUCUGCGGAGAUAAAAGAGAAGCAAAUGAGUCAGAGUAGGGAAGGGGUAGAGUUCAAAGAGAAGAAAUCAAGUGGCACUAGUAAUGAACUGGCUGAAGCAAAGAAUGGGGACUCAACUUGUGCUGAAGUUGAAACUAAAGAGACAGGGAUUUUCUUAGUAACAAGUGAAGUUGUUUCAUCCUCCAUUACGUUGGCUGAUGACAUACAGUUGCUGUGCAAAAAUAUGGAUACCAAAGGUGUAAGGUCAUAUCUAAUUCAGCAUGUGAAGGAGUAUGAUAUCUUGGAGGAUAAGAUUUUAGAUUCUCUUCGGUUAGCAUCAGAUCCUGCAAAGCUUGUUUUAGACGUGCUUCGAAGUUUUUAUGAGUUGGAAGAAGUUCCUGUUAAAGAUUUUAUCGCUGGCUGCAUAUUUUUGUUAGUACAGUUAAUGAAACUAAGGGCUGAUAUUUCCUCUCGUGUGAAAGAUGAAGCCAGAGAAUUUGCUGACAUUUGGAAGUUAAUGCUGAAGCAGGAUAAUGUUCCUCUGGAGAAUUUUGGGUUCUUGCAGUUUUUAGCCUCAUACAAGCUAGCAGAGUCCUACCAUGCUGAUGAUCUUCUUUCACUUUUUGUAACCAUCUUUGAUGAAAGGGAGGUUUAUCAGCCUGAGAAAAAUCCACAGUUGUGCGAUGCAUUGGGACUGACUAGGAAGAUUCCAGAUCUUGUCCAAUCUCUGAAGUUGAGAGAUAAACAGCUGCAAGCAGUCAGGUAUAUAUGUGCACUUAAUAUGGAAGAUGCUUUCCCAGUUGUUUCACUAUUGAGAACCCAUUUGGCGAAUAUCCAGAAGCAAGUUGAGGAGAUAAUCGAGAAAGGCAGCAUAACAGCUCAGGAUGAUGCUUCUAAUAUGGAAUUAGCUGCCCUGAAAGAAGUUGUGAAAUGUAUUUCCUACUUCAAGCUUGAGUUCCGUUAUUCUCCUGUUUACCUUAAAAAGCGCAUCAAGGAGUUGGAAAAGGAGAGAAAAGAAAGAAAGAGCAGUGCACAUUCGUUUGCAAUAAAGAAGUGUUCAGACUUGGAAAAGACAGGAACAGAGGAGAUGGCAGAAACAAGUAAUAGUCCAGAUCUGUCCUUUGACAACCAUUCUGAGAAGAAACGCCCUGCAAAACCUGUAAAGUGUCCAAAACAAGAAAAGCGUCCUAGGGCAGUUGCUCAUCAUGAGUUAUCUCCUCAUUGUGAUAGCUUUUUAAGACCUCCUGCCCACUUUUGGCCAAAUGGAUAUCCUGUUUGGCAACAACAACAACGCCCGCCUGUUAUUUGGCCUAUGCAUAGCUAUGUUUAUGGUGCCAUUGCCGGUGUUCCAUAUAAUACAAGAACAGGUGGGUUCGGAGUUGCUGGAAUUUACCCUGUUGGUGCUUCUACUUCGGUUUACAACGGUGGGAGUCAUGCUCAGAGGGCAGCACGCGGGUGGCCAUGAUAUUCCAUUAUAGUACAUGCAAAUUUUAACAGGAGAUAGGUUAUGUAUAUGAAUCAUUUGAGCGUAGAAGCCUGAUCUUGCUAAUACUCAGCCAACUAGUUACACUUGCAAAAGUGGCGAUGUUUAAAGUACUUCGAAUGAGUAGGUGUUCCCGGUCAACCGUGUGAAGAGACCCGAUCUGUGUGAACUUUAGAUAAGGUAGCACCAGUUAAAUGGAAAUGUGAAUAUCUAGUUAAUGCGUAGCUAGCUAACAGUUGAAGUUUCAGAUGUUUGGAAACUAGAAUUUCAUUUAAAAUUUUGAAUUUGACCCAAUUACAUGAAAUUUGGAAUUGGAUUUCAGCCAUAUCAAAAAAUAAGGCUUACCUUAAGAAUUUGAAAUCCAAUAUUUUUUCUUUUCCCUACUCAUAACCUUUCUUCAUCUUCCAUUCUUCACUUUCUGUCUUCCUAACUUCCUUUGAUGAACAACACAGAACUUGAUCGACUCUCUUAACCUCCAUCAAUUCUCUCCCUUACACUAAUUCUUAUCUCUCCACUAUCACCCUCGUUCUCGCAACUUCUUCGUGGCCUCGUUGUCGCGGCCUUGCCAUUACAUUGUCGACGCCAACCAUUUAGUUUUCAAAGUUCAUUAUUCUAAGAGUAUUGAACAUCAUUAUUUAACUUGAUUGUUUAUUUGAUUAAAAUUUUUAUAUACUAGGGUUGUGUGUAUUGUUGUAACUUUCAUAAUCAGUUUGAUGUUAUAUAUAAUUUCUUGGAUUAUUAUGA